GGUGUUUGCACCUCCUCCCCGUCGUCGUUCCGUUGUCUCGUCCUCAUCAUCCAUGGCCUCCAGAUUCGCUCUCUCCUCUCUCCGGGCAGCUCGCCCUCGCGCCGUGCCCACCGUGGCCCGCGCUGUCUCUGCUCGCUCCAUGAGCUCGCAGCCCCCAUCGGAAAAGGCCUCCCAGAUCAUCGACAACAUGCCCUCCUCCCCCGGUCUCGUCACCAAAACCGGCUCGGUCAUCCUUGGUUCGGGUCUCCUCGCCACCGCCAUCUCCCAGGAGCUCUACGUCGUCAACGAGGAGACUGUCGUCCUCGCUGGCACCGCCAUCCUCUUUGCUUUCAUUGGCAAGAUGAUCCGGGAGCCUUACCGCGACUGGGCGGACGGCCACAUCGACCGCGUUCGCAAGGUCCUCGAGGGUGCCCGUGCGGAGCACACCCAGGCCGUCAAGGACCGCAUCAACUCCGUUGAGCAGAUGAAGGACGUCGUCUCUCUCACUGAGGGCCUCUUUGCUCUCUCCAAGGAGACCGCGCAGCUCGAGUCGGAGGCAUUUGUGCAGAAGCAGAAGGUCGCCCUUGCGUCCGAGCUCAAGUCGGUCCUCGACAGCUGGGUCCGCUUCGAGCAGCAGCAGAAGGAGAGCGAGCAGGCCGAGCUUGCCAGGUCUGUCAUUGACAAGGUGCUCGCUUCGCUCAAGGACGAGAAGACUCAGAGGGAUAUUCUUAACAACGCUAUCGCCGACAUUGAGCAGCUCGUCAAAAGCAAGCAGAUCUAGACAACUCCUGGUGUAGUGGCUCUAGAUUACUUAGACGGAUAAUAAAUCCAUACGUUUUAUUGUGUUGACGCGCGCACACUCUUUAUGAAGGCUGUCGUUCUGC
Molecule: messenger RNA, 863 nt
Organism: Coniophora puteana RWD-64-598 SS2
Lineage: Eukaryota; Fungi; Basidiomycota; Agaricomycetes; Boletales; Coniophoraceae
Exons: 6
Coding region: 53-760 (235 amino acids)
Biological process (GO): proton motive force-driven ATP synthesis
Molecular function (GO): proton transmembrane transporter activity
Source: RefSeq, a predicted model, not a curated record